CAAAAAAAAAAAAACCAAUUUUGCUUUGAAUCGAAGGUUUGAAGAUUCAAUUAAAAAAAUACAAACUCCAGCUCUCUCUCUCUCGGGUUUCUAAUCAUUGGAGAAGCAUCAAACCAAACCAGCUGCUGCUAAUUAGACAUUGAUAUAGGAAGGAAGCAAAGGGGCUUUGCUUACUUUGAAUUUGGUAUGAAACGAGGAUUCUCACAAUCUCCUUCCAGCUCUACUCCUCCUCCUUCCUCCAGAUUCAAACCCAACCCUCCAGGAGGUGAUUCAGAGUAUGAUGAAGAGGAGAGCACAAAGAACUUUGCGAGGAAAGUAGCAGAUCAUUACAGUCGAAGAACAAACCAAACAUUGGAAGAGAGAGAAGCUAGUCCCAUCAUUCAUUUGAAGAAACUUAACAAUUGGAUUAAAAGUGUGUUGAUCCAGCUUUAUGCUCGUCCUGACGAUGCUGUUCUAGACCUUGCCUGUGGGAAGGUUAUUGUACUCUUGUUGUGUUCAUGUCAGUGGUUAUGUUUCUUAAGACUGAUUGCUAUGUAUUGCUUUAACAUCUGCCAGGGUGGUGAUUUGAUCAAGUGGGACAAGGCAAGGAUCGGGUACUAUGUUGGAAUCGAUAUAGCUGAAGGUUCGAUUGAAGACUGUCGAACGCGUUAUAAUGGGGACGCAGACCAUCACCAACGCCGUAAGAAGUUCAGCUUUCCCUCCCGUUUAUUAUGUGGUGAUUGUUUUGAGGUAGAACUAGACAAGAUUCUUGAAGAGGAUGCCCCUUUUGAUAUCUGCAGUUGCCAGUUUGCAAUGCAUUACUCAUGGACUACUGAGGCACGUGCACGACGAGCUUUGGCUAAUGUCUCAGCUCUUCUUCGUCCUGGAGGCGUCUUUAUCGGAACAAUGCCUGAUGCCAAUGUUAUCAUUAAAAAACUCCGACAAGCUGAAGGUUUGGAGAUUGGUAAUAGUGUGUACUGGAUUCGUUUUGGUGAAGAAUAUUCUCAAAAGAAGUUCAAAUCUAGCAGCCCCUUUGGUAUCGAAUACAUAUUUCAUCUCGAGGAUGCUGUUGAUUGCCCUGAAUGGAUUGUGCCCUUUAACAUCUUCAAGUCUUUAGCCGAAGAGGUAACUAAUUUUACCCCUCUCCGUGUUCAAGGGUUUAGACAUUAUUUAUCAUUCAGGUUGACAUUGUCCCAUGAACAGUAUGAUCUAGAGUUGGUGUUUGUGAAGAACUCACACGAGUUUGUCCAUGAGUAUAUGAAAAAACCAGAGUUUGUAGAACUCAUGAGAAGGCUUGGUGCUCUAGGUGAUGGUAAUCAAGACCAGAGCACGUUAUCAGCUGAUGAAUGGGAUGCUGCAUAUCUAUACCUCUCUUUUGUCUUGAGGAAGGGAGGAGGACACUCUGUUGGAGCUCAAAGGAGAGGAGGGAGGAGGAAGAAUGGGAAAAUGAACUUAUCCAAAGACGAUGUUUUGUAUAUUGAUAACUGAAGUGUAAAAGAGUGUAAUUUUACACAAUGGAGAGUCUCUCAAGACUGUUUUUCUGUGCUAUGCUUUAGUAGAAUAUACCAUCAGGACUCUGACCAUCAUCAUCAUCAUCAUGAUAAAACUCAUGAUUUGUAGUAUGUUUUUCGCAAAUCACUUUGUAUAACAGGUUCAAAGGCGUUUUGUUUGUA
Molecule: messenger RNA, 1652 nt
Organism: Brassica napus (rape)
Lineage: Eukaryota; Viridiplantae; Streptophyta; Magnoliopsida; Brassicales; Brassicaceae
Product: mRNA cap guanine-N7 methyltransferase 1-like
Exons: 11
Coding region: 187-1467 (426 amino acids)
Biological process (GO): 7-methylguanosine mRNA capping
Cellular component (GO): nucleus
Molecular function (GO): mRNA 5'-cap (guanine-N7-)-methyltransferase activity
Source: RefSeq, a predicted model, not a curated record